CUCUCUCUCUCUCUCUCUCCCUCCCUCCCACCUUGCAGUGAUGGAGAUUGGUGGGGUUUGGCUCAAGGAGACGCUGGUCAUAUGAGCUCAGCAGCAGGCAGGAGCAGUGGGGACUGCAGUGUCUCAGCGCUUGCUGCUGGGCUGUGUGUGAGGCGAUGCUGAAUGUGCAGUGAAUUCAGGCAGCACAUGUGAUUGAGUGAGCGAGGGAGGGUGAGCUGAGGGAACCAUGGCGGGGUCUAACUUGGAGAUGCAGCUGCACAGCGCCCAGAAAAAUCUGCUGUUCCUGCAGCAGGAACACGCCAAUACACUGAAGGGGCUGCAUGCGGAGAUCCGCAAGCUCCAGCAGCACUGUGCAGACUUGGCGUUUGAACUGACCAUGAACACAUCGCCAUGUGAUGAGACCGGGAGCGGAGACUCGAGGAGCGAAGAGCUGAGAAAGAAAUACGAAGAGCUGGAAUCUCAGCUGAAAGCCAAAGCAGAGGAGAACAAGGAGCUGAUGAAGGAGCUGGAGAAGAAGAAUGCGUUGAUCUUGGUGCUGGAAACCACCAUGAAGGAGAAGGAGAAGAAAUACCUGGAGGAGUUGAAGAUGAAGAGCCACAAGCUGAGCAUGUUGUCUAGCGAAUUGGAGCAGCGAGCGAGCACCAUUGCUUACCUCACCUCCCAGCUCCACGCCACCAAGAAGAAGCUCAUGUCAACCGUCAACAUGACCAGUGAUCCCUCACCGGGCCCCGGCUCAGUCUCCACCGGCCACAAGCCCUCGCCGCCCAAAGAGAAGCUUCUGGAAACACCGCGGCGUCGGAUGAAAAAGAGCCUCUCGACACCGCUGAACACCGAGUUUGCCGAGGUUUACCGGCUCGGCACGGACGGUCGGAAGCUGCUGCUGCGCUCGGAGCCCCUGGAGGCCAUGCCAGACCCCACACCAUUCCUCCAGGCCCGUGAGCCCACAGACGUACAUCUGAUCAAGGAGAAGCCGCUAGUCAUCCCACCCAUUCCCUCCGAGCGGACAUGCGGGGAGCACGAGGCCCCGGCCAGGGACAAACAACACAAGACUCAUCACAUGGGUGUGGCUCAUCGCAUCCCUCACCUCGCUCCCCCACAGCCCCAGCCUGAGGUGGAGACACUGGCUGUAGAUCAGGUCAACGACAGGAAGGUGGUCAGGAAGCAUUCAGGGACGGACAGAACUGUGUAAAAAAAAACUACCGCAUUUCUCCCUGGAGUUUAAGUGGCUUUUAUAUAUGCUGUGCACAAAUAGACUUCACCUGGAACAGUUUUUCUUUUUGUUUGUUUGUUUUUGUCAAAGACAGAAUAUGCAUGCCAAAUUGGGACGCUCUGAGCAAAGCCAUUCAUUCCACCUUCACAGCCGCGUUCUGACUGAAGUGGGUUCUCCUGUCACGUUGUGAGUAGUUUUUGGCAAACAAAAGUUUUGACAAAGUGUGGCCAAAUCGCCUUGUAUACAUGCCGCUUGCUUCUCACGGUAACCUAGACACACGUGUGGUUUGACAAGAGCAGAGGCCACAUGGCAUUGCACUAAACCAAUAUAACCGAUAACCAGUCACUUAGUAAAUGAAACGCCCUAUUAUGAACGUGCUUUAAUAUAAUAACCCAGACGGACACACAAACCGCUGCAAGACUUGAAAAAACUGUUUACUCUUUAAAAAAAACGAUUGAACCUACAACCUCUCUUUGUGUCGUGUCCGUCACCUUCCUGUGCGUCGUCCAUCUCUCUUCCACAAAGCCCGAUGCCGGCAGCAUUGUAGAUCAUUGUGCGUGUACGUACCAUGUUUGUGUGUGUGUCACUACCAUAAAAGGAAACCCAACCUUCAGAGUACAGGUCUGUUGAUGUUCUAAGAACGGUGCCCCAUUUCUACAGAACGAGUUUAUAAUUAAUUAAAUGACUACCAAUACCAAUA
Callorhinchus milii (elephant shark) is the source of this 1910-nucleotide messenger RNA. It is a transcript of the gene ccdc92, whose product is annotated as coiled-coil domain containing 92. The coding region runs from base 227 to 1189 and encodes 320 amino acids. The transcript has 4 exons. The record is from RefSeq and is a predicted model, not a curated record. Lineage: Eukaryota; Metazoa; Chordata; Chondrichthyes; Chimaeriformes; Callorhinchidae.